GUUUCUCCCACCAUAACGCAGCGAAACGCCGAUAUCCAGGCCGCAGAGGAUUGAGUUGCAUUUGGGCAGCGGUCUUUACUGAGCGGCAUUUGUUCACUGCGAAUGUCUUUUUUCGUAAACAUCUCGACUGAAUAUCUCGCGGGCACCUUGGACUUCCUUCAUGGUUCCACGAAUACCUUUUACUAAGAACCGACCAGUCGCAGACGUGUCUCCUUCUGUCCAGCACCAGCAUCAACCACCACCUCCAUACGAAGAAUCCACGACUCACUCUGUCGUUUAUUCAGAGAAAACGACGACGACGACAACCGAAGUGGUCACUACCACUACCACCCAGACCACGACUCAUCUCAUCUCCUCUCCUCUGUGGAGAAAGCACGUCACUCCCGUUGCAACGGACCACUCUGUUGCUUCUGAACGGUCUUGUGACAUGUUUCCUCAACGCGGACCUUUGCGAGUUGAAAAAGAUCUCCCUCCAACACCUACGGACGAAGAUGAUAUACCUUCUGGCUCGUCGUCGCGGCGGGAUUCGGCGGAGGAGAUUAUGGCAGAGAGUAUGCUCCCGUCAUUAUUCCCUUCCCCUGAUGGGAGAGCCUGUCCCGACGCCCUACCUGUGUUGCAAUCUUCAACUGCAGCGUUGGCACAUGCUUCAUUGGGCGUCGGCUUGCCACACGUCCUUUCCCGGUCGUCCCCCUCGUCUCCCUUUUCCGAAGUGAACACUGUUGCGUUCGCGACCUCACCAAUUCCCACAAGUCGUCCAGGACUUCGUCAAUCGAAAAGUUCUCAGAAACUGAGAGCCGUUUCAGACACGCGCGAUGGGUCGAACGGAGAACGCCGGAGGACUAGAGGGUUGUCUUUGAAUGCAUCGACUUUCCUUAGCUUUAGUGUAUCAGAUUCCAAAGGGAAAGGGAAAGCCAAGGAAGUAGACGAAGAUCCUCCGCCGAAGACUUUGUCUCGUCGGGCGUCAUUCUGGACGCGCAAAAAGAUACCGGUAUCCGGCCUUCCCACUCCGCCCAAGGAUUCACCCCAGUCUACUAAUCUGUAUACGCCUUUGCCAUCCGUUCAGCCCGGUUCGCCUUUCUUCAUGAAUUUAGACCCCCGUUCAACUGCUUCAGAUCGGCAGUCUGCCAGUACUUCCCACACCCGAGGUUUAUCCAGGAGUCAUUCUGAAUGCCUUUCGAACGGCCGUCCAGCACUUCCUGAACAGUCGCUCUCAACCUCAUCUCUGGUGCCUCCAAAGGCGCGUCGGCCUACGCGUCGCCCAGCAACCGCAGACCCGUUAAAUACUUCCCAUGCAGCCGGUUCGUUGUUUACUGAUUCCCCUCGUUUCACGUCAUCACCUCUGUCCAAUACCCCUCCGUCCCCUCCAUUACCGCAGCGGCAUGAUCUCGAACCUCCAGAAUCUCAAUAUCAGAACCGUAGACCGCGUGCUCAAACCAAUCCUCCAUUACUUCAUCGGUUAUCAUUAUCUUUAUUGUUCUCAUCCUCUGUCCAACCAUCUUCCCCUUUCACUUUGGUUUCCAAUCGUUUGGCCUCUGCAUCAUCAUCAAGCUCGUCACCCGCCAUCAGCAACAAUAACUCCCCCCGUCCUUCUCUUCAUAAAACUGUCGACAUUCCUAAACCUCGUGUGGAUGAUGAAUCGCCAGAAAUCUAUCUGGAUCGGCUCUGUGCGGUUGUUAGCAAAGCUGAAGUAGCAGGGGUUCUUGCCGCAAGUGCGGAUAUCUUCCACGUACAAGCGCUUCGUGCCUACAUCAGCAGGUUCAAUUUUGCAAACGAUCCCUUGGAUGUUGCGCUCCGGAGACUACUAAUGGAUGUCGGCCUUCCACGAGAGACUCAACAAAUCGACCGUGUCAUGGAAGCCUUUGCGCAUCAAUAUGUUAGUUGUCAUCCGAAUCUGUUUACGUCUGAAGAUCAUCCGUACAUUUUAGCGUUCAGUUUGAUUAUGCUUCAUACAGAUGCUUUUAACAAAUCAAACAAACGCAAAAUGACGAAGGCUGAUUACGUUAAAAAUACCAGACUUCCGGGUGUAUCUUCUGAAGUUUUGGACUGCUUUUACGACAACAUUGUGUUUGCGCCAUUCAUCUUUGUAGAGGAUCCUUUGGAUAUCAAUGGGCAACGAGGGUUCGUUUCAGAGGGAUCCAGAAUCAACCUCUCUGUUUCCGGCACUAGUCCUAAUGGCUCAGGGUCUGGCAUUCUAGGGAAGGGAAACAAGGUUGAUCCUUACUACCUGAUAUCUAAUAACCUUCUCGGUGCCCUCCGUGUCGAUGUUGAGAGGUACAUACCUGCCUCUCAUCCGUACUCUUGGGAAGGCACAAAUGGUCGCUGGGAUGACGACGAAUUGCAGUCAGUAUUUGCUAACGCAACUGCUGUCGAAAUUGUCUUGGAUAACCGCCUGACUUCCCCUUUUUUCGGUAUGGGUAGUCCACCUAGUCCAUUAAUCGGAUCUCUCGGUGGUCUGCCAGAUUCCCCGUCUCUUACAGGGGAGAUGUAUACUCUCCGGGUAUCCAAAGCAGGCGUGCUUUCCAGGAAAGAUGAUAUGCUCGAAGGCGGGAAAAAAUCGACACAUCGGAAAUGGAGACCGAUGAGCGUUGUCUUGACUGGUUCACAGCUCCUCUUUUUCCGUGAUUUGACUUGGGCGAAUACCCUAGCCUGUAGUUCCGAUCCAUCUGGCAGUCAGGUCAUCUAUCCCCAGGCAACUGUUUUUAACCCCGAUGAGUCUAUCUCCGUCAAGGAUUGCAUUGCUGUUUGGGACGAAUCAUAUACCAAACAUCCCAAUGUUUUCCGUUUCGUUAUGCACGACGGUCGCCAAUUCCUACUCCAAGCCUCGGAUGACAAAGAUCUCAACGAGUGGAUAUCCCGUAUAAACUAUGCCAGCUCUUUCAAAUCUGCCGGUGUCCGUAUAAGACCGAUGGGAAUGUCAAGAAGAGACGUGAAGCUGACCGGUGUAGCUGCAGCUACCUCACAUUUGCACGAUUUGCAGCACAUGAAUCAAGCUACCCCUGUAGUGCGGAAGUGGGGUGGCGGUGGAUCUCAUGAGUCAUCGAGUCCUCUUUCCGGCGAACAAUAUUUGCCAAUGAUGAGACCUAUGCAGCAGAAAGUAACGUUGAUGAACGAUCAUGACGCCGUAGAGCAGGAUGUUCCUAUGGCGCCUGAAGUCGAAGGAGCUGAUCAGUUCAAGGCCACCUUUGAUCAGGUGAAAGCUGAUCUUUCUGCUGGCCGAUGGAGUUAUAAUCUGGUGCGCGCCGACGAACUGGACUUACAGCAGACUUCGAUUACUUCAUCGGAUUCUGCACGGAGCGACAUCUCAGGUCUUCCCUCACGUUCCAACGUCAUUUUGUCGAAGAUACGUGAUUUAGAUGCCAGGAUCUCCGCUUCUCAAUCACAGCUGGACUCUGACCUUCGUUUCGUUCGCAACAUUGCCACUCUCACCCCAUUCCAGCGGCAUACCCGUUAUCGCCUUCUUCUCGCUAUCCAGGGUGUUUCAAAGCGCAUUAUGCAGGAACGUUUGGAAUUCACCAAGUUGGCCUGCCAUCGGGCAGUUCUUUCUCGGGAUUUUGCGGCAGAGGGUCGCGAAUGGAAUCGAAUCAAGCAGAUUGCGUUGAAGGCUGCUGCAGAAAUGCUUCAAAGCCAACAACCACGCGAAGCUCCGAUUCCCACAAUGACUGUGUCAUUCCAUGACUCGGAGAACCAAACAACACCUCCAGAGUCCAUAUGGCCGUCAUCUGAUGACAUAGCAUCAUCCAAUUUUUUGAGUUCUUCUCAGGUGUACGAGUCCCCAAAGGCAUCGCCCUCGGAAUUACUCUCAUACCCUUUCCCCGAUGUCAAUACCUCAACCUAUUCAGUAUCAAGAAACGAUGGUCCGUCGCCCCGUAUUAGUGACGAGAUACAUACACAUGAAAAGUAUUAUACCGCCGUGGAGGAAGCAGAGGAGUGGGAUAAAACCAAGUGUGCUCAGCGUGUGUCGCUGGUCCGCCUUCCUUCGACCAUUGUCUUGAGAUACGAGAGAGGCGUUACUCACAGGGAUUGAAUUUAUUACCAUGAAUUUAUAGUGGUUAUUUUACAUACGCUACGUUGACGUUGAUACUAGUAUUGUAAGAUAAUGUGUGAAUUACUCAUAUUAGACCUAGUUACCAUUCAAUUUCUGAAACGCGGGAAGCGCAGCGGC
Messenger RNA from Desarmillaria tabescens, 4162 nucleotides. RefSeq lists its product as uncharacterized. The record is from RefSeq and is a predicted model, not a curated record. The coding region runs from base 161 to 4024 and encodes 1287 amino acids. NCBI's taxonomy places the organism in Eukaryota, Fungi, Basidiomycota, Agaricomycetes, Agaricales, Physalacriaceae. The transcript has 7 exons. Gene Ontology annotation, biological process: regulation of ARF protein signal transduction. Gene Ontology annotation, molecular function: guanyl-nucleotide exchange factor activity.